Messenger RNA from Suillus bovinus, 641 nucleotides. RefSeq lists its product as uncharacterized. The annotation marks the transcript as partial. NCBI's taxonomy places the organism in Eukaryota, Fungi, Basidiomycota, Agaricomycetes, Boletales, Suillaceae. The transcript has 2 exons. The record is from RefSeq and is a predicted model, not a curated record.
CACGUGUAUUUGAUGGUGAACAAUAUAACUCCGCGGAGGCAGGCUCAAAAGAAAAACCUCGCGCCACUCCAGCAAAUUCCCCACAUACAUCCCAAAGGGCACUCCACCAGUAAAACAAAUGCAACAAUCAACCCCCAGUCCCUCAGCCGCCAUGCAAUCAACAAGCAACGACUGCGUCGCCAGUCGAAACCCCACCAUAAAACAAACAACCGCCCGAACCCAUAUGCUACCUUGUGGCAGGGUCGGAUGUCCGGUUGUUUUCGUUUACGGUGAUGGCACCGACUGGCCCACGGUCAGUCGCCUGAUCAACGGCCACUCGCCCGUCUGCAAGGGCGGGUUCUACGGGCUCAACCAUGCACCUCCCCGUUCCGACAAACACGACGCACAACAAGGGCUGAGCUCUCCGCAGCUCGCUCCUCGGAUCAUUGCGGGGGGUAGCAAGCGGAGAAAAAAGGAGAAUGAAAGAAAACAAGAGCUCCAGGACGACGAGUACACCGAAGACGUCCAACCCACAUCCGUCACCUGCCGCGGAUGUCAGAAAGCCAUCACCAUUGACAAGCGCUCCAGGUACUACCCUGGACUAUGGGUAAAGCACAGGGGAAAGUGCCCCGGCAUCCGCAAGAUAGAGGUGAGCUAAUUUC